AUGUUGGAUAGAGAAGGGAAGGUUGUGCCGGGGCAGAAAGGUUACAGAUAUUUCGGAGCAGCGAAAGAUCUUCCAGGAGUUCGAGAACUUUUCGAAGCUGAGACAGUUGUUACAGAGAAGCGAAUGCGCUCGCAACUCAUGAAGAAAGUGGACGCCGAGUACUAUGGGUACAUGGAUGAUGAUGAUGGCACUUUAGAACCUUUGGAGCAGAUAGCUGAGCGCGCCGCAUUGCAGAGGAUAGUGACAGAAUACAACGAAGCGCUGGCUGAUGGAUCAUUGGAGAGGGAUCCCAGCGACGACGAGGAUCUAUAUUUAAGCGAAAAGGACGCGGAUGUAGUUAUUAGCAGUAGUAAGGAAGACGAAAAUGGUGAGAACGUGUCGAG
Messenger RNA from Sphaeroforma arctica JP610, 383 nucleotides. RefSeq lists its product as hypothetical. Gene Ontology annotation, biological process: mRNA 3'-splice site recognition; generation of catalytic spliceosome for second transesterification step. The record is from RefSeq and is a predicted model, not a curated record. The transcript has 2 exons. NCBI's taxonomy places the organism in Eukaryota, Ichthyosporea, Ichthyophonida. Gene Ontology annotation, cellular component: post-mRNA release spliceosomal complex; Prp19 complex; catalytic step 2 spliceosome. The annotation marks the transcript as partial.